AUGCAAUCAGAUUGCAUUUAUUUUGCUAAACGUAUUUAUGUGUUAUGUGAGACUGAAAAUAUUUUAAACUUUUCAUUAGGUUUUGCUCUUCUGGAAUCAGGCAGCGUUAAUCGAAAGAAUGAAGUGAAUGUUAUGAUGAAGAAUAUUGUGGACAUGGUUUUCGGUGGACUAAGCUAUUGGAUGUUUGGAUACGGAAUGAGCUAUGGCACUUCAGAAGGCACGAAUCCUUUUUUCGCAGUAGGAAGUUACUUUGUAGAUACUUCCGAAACAAAUAUGGGGUAUUUAUAUGCGACAUAUAUUUUCCAGUUAUCCUUCGCAUCAACAGCAACGACUAUAGUGUCAGGAGCUGUAGCAGAAAGGUUCAAUUUCACUGCAUACUGCGUUUACUCUUUUUUAAAUACUUUUGUAUAUUGCUUGCCAGCUGGUUGGAUUUGGGGCGAACAUGGAUUUCUCAACCACUUGGGUAUCGUGGAUAUUGCUGGUUGCUGCCCAGUUCAUUUGGUAGGUGGCGCAUCGGCUUUGGUCGCUGUUAUGAUGAUUGGUCCCAGAAGAGGAAGAUACGAUCGACAGAAAAUAUCGCCAACUAUUCAGUCUCCAACUAAUGCUAUGUUAGGAAUGUUUGUGCUUUGGUGGGGAUGGCUAGGAUUUAACUGUGGAAGUACGUUUGGUGUUACUGGUGCCAAAUGGAAAUAUGCAGCCAGAUCCGCUAUCACAACUAUAAAUGCAUCAGUGGGUGGUGGAAUAAACUCAUUAAUAUUUAGUUCCAUUUACUUCAAGAAAAGGUUUCUAAUAUCAAAUCUCAUAAAUGGAAUAUUAUCAUCUUUGGUGGCCAUAACAGCUGGUUGCGUCUUAUACAGCCCAUGGGAAGCUCUGUUCAUUGGGAUAAUCAGCUCCUUCUUGACAAAUUUUCUGACGCCAGCUUUAGAUAAACUGAAGAUCGAUGAUCCGGUUGGUGCUGUACCAGUACAUUUAGCCGGCUCAGUAUGGGGAAUGGUAGCUGUAGGCCUUUUUGUUGAAAAAGAUUCUGUGUUAAAGUUAAGCAAAGGACGAGCAGGAGUAUUUCAGAAAGGGGGCUUCUAUUUACUGGGCGUACAAGUUCUAGGAAUCAUAGUUGUUGGAUUAUGGAGUAGUAUAACAACAUACAUUCUUCUGCGGGUAAUUAAUCUAGUCCUUCCACUACGGAUGUCAGCAGAAGAUGAAGAUAUUGGAGCAGAUUCAGUAGAGCAUGACAUAAAGCAUUUCACAAGCAUGCAAAACAUGCCAUUUUCCUCUACCACGUCUUUGCCAUUUAGGACUUCAUCGAUACUGCCGGUUGGAGAAUUGCAAAAUGUGAUCACAGCAAAUGCUAGGAGGUCAAACCCGGAGAACUAUAAGUUUGAAGUACUUACAACUGCUCUUUUUGAAAGCAUUCCCCGUGGUGAACUUUCUGCUAAAUACCAUAUUAAGACGGAUGAGUUAACAGAUUUUAUUCUUUGA
Stegodyphus dumicola is the source of this 1476-nucleotide messenger RNA. Its product is annotated as putative ammonium transporter 3. Gene Ontology annotation, biological process: ammonium transmembrane transport; ammonium homeostasis. NCBI's taxonomy places the organism in Eukaryota, Metazoa, Arthropoda, Arachnida, Araneae, Eresidae. The record is from RefSeq and is a predicted model, not a curated record. Gene Ontology annotation, molecular function: ammonium channel activity. Gene Ontology annotation, cellular component: plasma membrane.